CAAACAGUCGUGCUCAGUCAUUACGACCAACAUGGAGUAUCCAUACAGGGCGAUUGUCAGGGGCGAAUGGUUGCCCGACCACCGUAAAGUGAUUAGGCAGAAACUUCAGAAGUAUUUUCAAAGUAAGAAGAAAUCAGGUGGGAGUGAUUGCGACGUUGUGGAAUACGACGAUAAAAGUGACACGGCUGUCAUUGGCUUCAAACAGGAGGACGUUCUAGAACGAGUUCUACUUCGCACCACCCACGAAAUUACCAUCGACAACAAGCAGAUUAAAGUGUUCAUCGAAAAGGAAAGUAAAGUGGAGGAAACCGGAACUUCAUCAGUGGACAAUCAAACUCCAGAUGAGAAGGCAUCUCAGCCCCAACUUCAAGAUCAGCAACAUGAGGCCAUCAGUGCUGCCACUUCCGCCAGUACACAGGAAGAGAGAACUGAGGAUCAGAGAACUGAGGAUGACUAUCAGCCUAAAGCUGUUGUUGUGGAGAACAUCGCAGACAACAUGACCAGAGAUCUCCUGGGGUUGAUAGUGGAGAACAUCAGUGGUGUUGGCCAGGAGGCCUACACUAUGGAGCUGAUCUAUGAUGUCUGUGUCGCUGUUGUUACGUUCAUUAACAGUGAUGAUGCAAAGAAGUUUCAGGCAGAGGCCAAGCGCAACAAGAGGUUUCAGGACUACAGUCUUUCUGCCCGGUUCCUGGAGAGAACGUGCUGCUUGAGGAUAGACGACCUGCCACCUCACGCUAACGAGGAACUGCUGGUUCUCUACUGUGAGAACAAGAAAGUUGAUGUACAGAAUGUCUAUGUGAUGCCAGAAGAGAACGCAGCUAUUGUCACAUUCCAAAAGCCUGAAGACGCAGAGAUCAUGUUAAGCACACGCCAGCAGAUUGGCAAAUUUCAAGUCCGCCUGCAUCCAUACUACCAGUCCCUUGGCUCUUCACUAUGUGGCAAAGACCGGCCAAAGCUCAAGAUUCCUGACUCUUUCAGUGAAGCUCUCAACCCAGCCCUGGUAGAGUUUCUCCUGAAGAAGAACUUGACCUCUCGUAUCAAUGACCAGAUGCUGCCACACUUCUGCCAGGUGAGCAUUCAGGACUCCACCGUCAUCCUCAGCCCCCUCCCCACCCUGCUGAAGAAGAAGGGCAUCACAGCCAAAUACAUAGAUGACUGGAAGGAAAACACCUCAGUUGCAUUCCAUCAAGCCAUGUCCAAAUAUGCUACACUCGAGAUGGCAAUUAAUGUUGAUGUUUGUGGUCCAGUACAGAAACAGUUGCAACCAAAGUUUCAGGACCAUGUUGUCAUAAAGAUGGAUUCCGUGAAAGGACAGUUAACACUAGCAGGGAUGUCAAAAGACAUAGAAAAUCUGAGACCCAUUGUGAACAACAUUGUACAGAAGGAAACAGGCCAACUUGAGUUUGAAAGAAACAGCAUAACGGAGCAAAUGGAUCUGCCUCCUACCAUCUUCAAACUUUUGCAGUUUGAUGGUCUCUCACAGUACAUUUCAACCUCUGCCCCACAAAUAUCUCAGAGCUACCAAUCCAAAAUAAAGAAACUAGUCCUCUCUGGUUUGAAGUCUGAGGUUCUGUCUGUCAAAAACUGGAUCCUUGAAAAGAAAUUGCAAAUGAUUGAAAGGAGAGUGGACCUAGAUCGUCACAUAGUAGAGUUCCUGAGAGGAGUGGACAGUGAAGUGAUGUCAGAGCACCUCUUCUUGUCACGUGGAAUCCAUGCCAUAUAUGUGAUUAAGGACGAAGCUGUGUUUCUGACUGCAAACAUGGAAAAAUCCAUUCAAGAGUCAACUCAGAAGAUGAAGGAGACCCUUGCUUACAAGGUCCUGGCUGUAGAAGAUCAAGAGGUACUGAGAAAAUCAGAGUGGAAAACUCUGAAAGCAGAACUUUUGAGUAUGUACAAUGUAUCAGGUCAGAUCCCAGCUUUGACAUUAAAUUCAAACAACCCAGGCAGUUUUAAUGUGGCUGGUUUUCUUGAACCGGUGAACGAAGCCAGUCUUAACCUUGAUGAGUUUCUGAAAAACUAUGCAAGAGUUGAGGACACAGUUAAGGUGAGAUGCUGUGCUGCUGCAAGAUUCAUUGAAGAGCACAAGUCAGAUGAGUGGAAGAAAUUUGCAAAAGCUGGUCAGGUAGUGGUUAAGUUCUAUCCAAACAGACCUCGAUUCAGGCUGUCAGGAGAGCGCCUUUACGUUAAACCUGCCGUGGAUGAGUUCAAGAAGAUGGCAACCAGCCUAUUCACAGAUGAACUGAAAGUCUCUAAGCCUGGUGCAAAGAAGUACUUCCAGGAACAAGGCCAAAUGCUCCUAUCAGUGAUGUUAAGGGAUCACCGCGUUGUAGUUCUGCUUCAGGACGAGAGCAUGCUGGAAGAUGUGGACGAUGAGGAAGAUGAAAGAAGAGAUCGGAAAAUCUCAAGCUCUGGUACCUGUGAAGUGAAAAUGCCUUGUGGGGUCCUCAUUGCCGUCAGCAAAUCAGACAUCUGCAAGUUCCAGGCAGAUGCUGUUGUGAACGCUGCCAAUGAAGAUCUGAAGCACAUCGGGGGUUUGGCACUAGCUCUUCUAAAUGCUGCUGGCCAGCUGCUUCAGAGUGACUGUGACAGAUACACCUCCAAACAUAGAUCACUGCGCCCAGGAGAAUCCAUUAUCACGGGGGGUGGGCGUCUGCCCUGCAAGCAUGUUGUCCAUGCGGUCGGUCCCCGUUUUUCUGACACUGACAGAAAGACUGCAGUGCACCGUCUAAAACGUGCCAUCCAUUCAAGCCUGGAAAGAGCCUCUGAAGCGCAUUGCUCUUCCAUCGCAAUACCAGCCAUCAGCUCUGGAAUUUUUGGAUUCCCGCUUGAUCUGUGUGCCAACACCAUUGCCAGUGCUGUGCGUGAAUACUUCGAAACAGGACCUGGCCAAACCAGGACCUCCCUCAUCAAGAUCUUCCUGGUCAACAAUGAUGACAAGACGGUAAAUGCGAUGGUUCAUGCUGUUGAGACCGUAUUUCGUGACAUGAAUCCAAGGUCUGAAUCUUCACAGCAGGCUCUGCCUAGAAAACGUGUGCACAGUGGCAGUGUAGGCAAUCAGUGGGAAGAACAUGUAGGAGCUAGUGGAGGGCAGUACAGACCACCUAGUGAAUUCAAUUAUAACAAAUACAACCAUCAAGAAAGCCAGUGGCAGGGCCCAUCCACACGGUCCUCGUCCAAAAGGGGGCCCUCACAACCAAACCGGCAUGGAGUUCUGGACAGUAAACAAACACCCCAGGGAGUCAGAAUAGUCCUGAAGGAGGGGAAUAUCCAAGAUGCUUCUACGGAUGUUGUGGUGAACACAGUUGCAGAAAACGUGGAUCUAAGCCAAGGAGCCGUCUCCAAAGCCCUUCUGCAGGCGGCUGGACAGAGGCUUCAGUCAGCAGCCAAUGACCUGGUCAGAGGAGGUCGCGUGAAGCCUGGAGAGAUGGUGGUGACGGAUGGAUUUGGACUGAAAUGCAAGAAAGUCUUCCACACAGUCUGCCCUCCUUGGGACCAGAGAGGUGGCACAUCUGAAAAGAUAUUGCAGAAAAUGGUUAAAGACUGCCUGCAAGAGGUAGACCAGCAAGGACUGACCUCAGUUACAUUUCCUGCCAUUGGCACCGGGAAUCUCGGGUUUCCCAAAGACCUGGUGCCAAGGAUCAUGUUGGAGGAAACAGAAACGUCCUGCCGUAAAGCUCAUUUUCAGCACCUAAAGGAAGUGGUCAUCAUAGUACAUCCAUCUGACAAGGAGAGUGUGGACUGCUUCAAGAGGGCGUUCCGAGGAGAAAAUCAAAAGGAAAACAAAGGCCAACCUCAUGGCAUCAACACAAGAAUGGGACAUGGUGGCCCACACAAACCGAAACCACAGAACCCAUCGGGACUCUGGGAUAAGGUGCAGAAUGUGUCUUUGGGGAAACACACUGUCCGCAUUGGUCACCUGACUCUGGAGCUGUCAUCUGGUGACAUCACAAGAGAGACUACUGAUGUCAUCGUCAACUCCUCCAACAGCACAUUCUCCUUGAAGUCGGGAGUAUCCAUGGCCAUCCUUGGGGCUGCUGGAUCAGCUGUAGAGGCAGAAUGUUCAGAGAUUGUGAGCUCUCCCAAUUACCAGCAAACGGAGAUGAUCUUGACAUUCCCUGGCAAUCUUCUGUGUAAACAUAUUUUACAUAUUGUGGGAAGAAAUAACCCCAACGACAUCAAAGAGGGUGUCCAAAAUGUUCUUACAUUUUGCGAGAAAAGAAGGUUUUCCUCAGUUUCCUUUCCAGCUCUGGGCACAGGUCAAGGUGGAGCCAAUGCAUCUGCAGUGGCUGAGGCAAUGAUUGAAGCCGUUGUCAGCUUCGUCAAGAAGACCAAAUAUCAAAAUAUCAAACUUGUGAAGAUACUCAUCUUUCAGCCCAACAUGCUCACAGUGUUCCACCAGAGCUUAAUGGCACGGCAGGCUAAAGGAGGUGAAGACGACAAGGGCUUGUGGGACAAAAUUAAGGGUACUGUUACAGGCUGGUUUUCCUCUGCUGGCCCCGAAGACGUGAGACCUGACGAUGAGGAGUUUGUCAUGGUGGGUGAAGAGUUUGCUCCUGCCAUAUUCCAGCUCUGUGGGCAGACUUCCCAGGACGUCAGCAAAGCCAAAGAUGUCAUCACGGGCUUGAUCAUGAAAGAGCAGUUUUCCACCCAAGUACAGGACACUCUGAUCAGCCGCUUCACCCCAGAGGAUUCUGACUUGCUGCAGAAACUGCAGAGGGAGAUGACAGUCAGCAUCAGGCUAGAUAAGACAGGAAGUGAGCCGGUUAUCCACCUAGAGGGCCUGACACGAGAUGUGGUCGUGGUUGAGAAAAGAAUUUCAGAUAUGAUUCGGAGGGUGGAGAGGAAGGACAGAGAGAGAAAGGAUGCCUACAUGAUCAGCACUGUUAUAGAGUGGCAGUUUCUGGAUAGGAGCAAUAAUAUUGUGCCUUUUAACAUGUAUGAUAACAUGACACUAGAACAGGCCUUCAAGGAGAAACGCCGUAGAGUGAACAUCAAGAUCGGCAGACAUGACUAUGAAGUGGACUUAUCAAGCAAAAUAGCUUCAAGACCUGGAGGGAGUGAUAUCGAACUGAUACGAGUUGACAGAAAAGAUCAGUCAUCUGUGAACCUACCCAGUCAUUGGGAUGACAUGAAGGGCAAGAUUGUUGUUCAAAUCCCUCUCCCCACAACCAGUAGUGAAUACAGCGAGGUUGAGAAGGAGUUCAGGAAAACUGGAUUAAACUCCGCAAUCAUUCAGAUUGAAAGAGUGCAAAACAGCUCACUUUGGAAGAACUACAUGAUUAAAAAAGAUGAGUUUGACCAGAAGAACAAGCACACAAACAACGAGAAGAGGCUUUUCCAUGGCACAACGGCUAAUACCAUAGACAAAAUCAACAAUCAUGGGUUUAACCGCAGCUAUGCUGGAAGUCAAGUUGGUGCAAUGUAUGGCAAGGGCUCCUAUUUUGCCGUUGAUCCACAGUACUCAGCUAGUGGCUACUCUAAACCUGAUGCCAGUGGACACAAGCGCAUGUACUGGGCUAGAGUUCUGGUGGGAGACUACACUCAAGGAGCAGGUGGUAUGAUUGGCCCUCCAGCCAAGAAUACAGGAAAUGCUGCUGAUACAUACGACAGCGUGACGGACAACACCACAAACCCCAAAAUGUUUGUAGUUUUUAAUGAUGUCCAGGCCUACCCCGAGUACAUUAUCACUUUUACUUGAGAUGCACUGAUACGUAAAUUGCACUGUUGUUAUUCCAUACAACCCUGAAUGAGCACAUAAGUACAUUUAAUCUGCCACAGAUAGAGAUUUAUCCAUAGAAACAAUUAAUCAUAAUAGCACUGGUGAGGAAUUUAUUUUAAUAAGUGAGUGGUGGGGAAUUUAUUUUAAUAUGUGGGUGGUAGCUUUUUUAACUACCUUUUUCAUUUUUUUUCUUUAAUAUGCUGAACGUAAUGCAGACAUUUGAUUUACUGCACUGGUUUUGGUCUACGUUCUGAAGUUUGAUACUAUGCAGCCAGAAGGACUCCUUAAGUGUUCAUUUAUUUGAAAAGGAUCAUACAGAAAGCAUGGUAGGGGACUAUUGUAGUGUUUAGCUUUGGCUUCACACACAAUUAGAAUUUUAUGGCACUGUGUUAAGAGCUGAUAUGUUUUAAUAGAAACAUACAGUUGAGGCCAAAUCAUGUCACUACAGUACAUACCACAUGAUCAAUGUACUAUGCUACAUUGGGUUUAAUAUUUGUGUCCAUGUAUACUUUGGAGGGCUUUACACACACAUCUACAUCUGCCGUACUUUCUGUUGAAGUAUCUAUUAAUCUUUCAUAACAACUCAUUAACUCAAAACAUAUUUGUUUUAAUCAUUUGUAUGGGAAUUACAGUUUAACUGUUAACUUUAAGUGGCACAUGUGAAUGUCAAAUUUAUUCUGUUAUAUACAGUACAUUUAUCAGUGAACAAGGUGUAUAAAUUGGUCAUGAGAAACUAACUGUAUUGUGGUAAAAUGCGCAGUUCAUCAUUAGAGAUUAGAGAGAUUUCUGAAGUGGAACAGGUAAUAUGCUGUUGGCCCUGAUUACAUAUUUAAUAAAAUAUAAUCUGAAAUUGAGAUUGUGUUAAAGACUUUCCCAUUAUUGUCAUUGCCUGAUAAACAACACAGUUCACAAUUCCUUGCAGACAUACGGUAAUUUUGUUGGUUGCUCUCUCUCUCUCUCAAUCCUUGUCAUGGCCCUCUCUGUGCUCGAUAUAUCGUAAAAAAAAAAAAAUCAUGCCCUUGGUUCACACCUACUUGACUCACUUUGUUAUGAGAGACGAUUUUUCUCAGUUUUUUUUUCACUUCUUUUUUCUCCAAAAUGAUACGCAUCACACUGCAAUUUCCCUCUGCUCCCGUAAAAUAUUUGUUGAGAUAGGUUUUCUAAUGAAUAAUUUGUGAAAUAUCAAGAUCAAUAGUAAUGUUAUAUCACAUCAUACUCAACUGUUAUUCAAUGUGUGAAAAAUAUGAAUAUAUAAAGUAAGGCUGUAGAUAACUAACCCUAAUCAGAGAUGUAUAAAAUAACUAUCUAAUUGGCCUGUAUAUGCUAUAUCAAGAUGUAAUUAAAUUGUGAGUUGAGAUUUGA
Molecule: messenger RNA, 7081 nt
Organism: Engraulis encrasicolus (European anchovy)
Lineage: Eukaryota; Metazoa; Chordata; Actinopteri; Clupeiformes; Engraulidae
Product: protein mono-ADP-ribosyltransferase PARP14-like
Exons: 17
Coding region: 32-5698 (1888 amino acids)
Biological process (GO): negative regulation of gene expression; protein poly-ADP-ribosylation
Cellular component (GO): cytoplasm; nucleus
Molecular function (GO): transcription corepressor activity; NAD+ poly-ADP-ribosyltransferase activity; nucleic acid binding
Source: RefSeq, a predicted model, not a curated record